CUUUCGUUGCAAUUGCUUAUCAAAAUUUUGCACUGCACCCCGCUCAAGGACAACCACAGCACGCGAAUGUCCCCGCAGAAAUCGGCCAUCACGCUGAAUCUUCUCGCCGCUCUAAUGACCCCCACCAAAUCUCCCUCGAAAGCCACCCCGGUGACGGCAGGCCCGACCAAGGUUCCGGCCUACCAGCGUUUCCAAAAGCUGGCGGAUUCAGGCCGUCCGACACUGCAGUUGCCGCACAAGUACCGCUGUCUGGACGAGCUGUUCAAAUGCAUUGACACCUUUUGCGCCAUGUUCCAUAACGUUCCGGAAGAUGAAGCUGGCGGUGCAUCGUUUAGCAAGGAAGAUUUUUUACGAGGGCCGUUCCUGCACCACAAACCUGCCGGGGCCACCGGAAUGAAAAGCGCAAAAAAAAAUGAACCGAACGGGAAGCUGCCGGCGGUGGAGCGCCAGAUACAGCAGAUAGAACACAAUCGUUAUGCAGAUGAUGCUUCCGCCGAUCCGGAGGGACAUCUGCAGGGUGGCUUUGGGAUUUUCCUUCACCGGCUGGGUUGUGGGUGUCUGCGGGUUGAAGAUCGGGCCAGGAAUCGGCUCGGGGUGACGACACCGUUCGUGACGACGACGGUACGAUCACACAACACUACCGCGAUGCGAAGGAACGAAGACGACGACGACGACGACGAGCUUCUUGUUGCCGGGGAGCACUUUAUUGUUCACUUGUUUGGCCAGAUCUGA
This is a messenger RNA of Culex pipiens pallens (northern house mosquito), 732 nucleotides long. RefSeq lists its product as uncharacterized. The coding region runs from base 67 to 732 and encodes 221 amino acids. The record is from RefSeq and is a predicted model, not a curated record. NCBI's taxonomy places the organism in Eukaryota, Metazoa, Arthropoda, Insecta, Diptera, Culicidae. The transcript has 3 exons.